Messenger RNA from Arvicola amphibius (Eurasian water vole), 1524 nucleotides. RefSeq names its product phospholipase A2 group III (gene Pla2g3). NCBI's taxonomy places the organism in Eukaryota, Metazoa, Chordata, Mammalia, Rodentia, Cricetidae. Gene Ontology annotation, molecular function: A2-type glycerophospholipase activity. The record is from RefSeq and is a predicted model, not a curated record. Gene Ontology annotation, biological process: arachidonate secretion; phospholipid metabolic process.
AUGGGGGUUCAGGGGGUCCUUCUGGGGAUGCUGGCUUUUCUAGGGGUUGCUCCAGGGGGCUCCCUCACCCUUCACUGGGACAGUACCAGUCCCUGCUACUUGGUCAAGCCCAUCCCUGAACCUCUGGGUUCCCUGAGCUUCUUGGGCAAAGGCCAAGGCCUGGCACUUUUCCAGGCCCUCUGGGAUGCGCACUACAGGCUGAAGGUAUGUAUCAGGCAGGAUGAAUCUGAGCUCAUCAGAGCUUUUGGGGUCCUCUGUACUCGUGAACCCUCGAGGCACUCCUUCAUCCACACCCCUGGACCUGAGCUGCAGAGAGCCCUGGCCACCCUGCAGAGCCAGUGGGAGGCCUGCCAGGGGUCUGAGGAUAGCCCUACAGGAGCCAGGGAGAAGCGAGCCUCAGGGCAGAGUGGAGCACCUGACAGAGGGCACGUUAGAAGGAGGAGAGGCUGGACCAUUCCUGGCACGCUGUGGUGUGGAGUUGGGAACUCUGCAGAGAACUCCUCAGAGCUGGGUAUGUUCCACGGCCCUGACCUCUGCUGCCGGGAACACGACCAAUGCCCACAAACCAUCUCACCCUUGCAGUUUAACUAUGGCAUCCGAAACUUACGAUUCCACACCAUCUCUCACUGCGACUGUGAUGCCAGGUUUCAGCAAUGCCUGAGGAGCCAGAAUGACUCCAUCUCUGACAUCAUGGGCAUGGCCUUCUUCAACGUGCUGGAGAUCCCAUGCUUUGUGCUGAAGGAGCAGGAGGCCUGUGUGGCAUGGCACUGGUGGGGCGGGUGCAAGGCGUAUGGCUCAGUGCCCCUCGCUCACCUCCAGCCCAGGACCUACUAUAAUGCCUCCUGGAAGGCUGUAGCUACCUCACCUACUCCCAGCCCCCAGAGUCCAGACCCCAGCAAACUCCCCCAGAAGAGGCGCCUACAGCAGACACAAGUAGACUACCAAAGCACAACCACCACCACAACCCUCCAGACCCCUGAUGUUGCCUCCAGGCCUGGUAUGGUUCCCAGAGCUCAGUCAGGAGUCCCCCAUCCAGGCUAUCACAAGGGCCCAAAACUGCAAGGUGCCCGCCGAGUCUGUCGAAGGCUUCAACACCUGGACCAGUGCGAACACCAGAUCAAGCCCCAGGAAACCAAGUUCCACCUUCUCAACAGUGCCCAGAUGCCCCUUUUCCAUUGCAACUGCACCCGCCGUCUGGCACGUACCCUGAGGCUCCACAGCCCACCUGCCGGCACCAGCAAGGUUUGGGAGCUCCUGGGAACCACCUGCUUCAAGCUGGCCCCCCAACUCGACUGUGCUGAAGGCAAAGGCUGCUCCAGAGACCACAGGGCCAUCAAGGUGUCAGCGCGGCACCUGCAGAGGUUUCAGCGGAAACGAUUCCAUUUCUGGGGUAAAGGUGCAGAUGGGUCUGUGGCACAGCCUCUGGGGCCUUCAGGGACCUCCCAGUCAUUCUACAGCCAGUGUCUACAACUAACCCGUGCAAUCUGGAGAGCCGGUGGACAGAAGACAUUCCAGAGCUCAUAA